Hypomesus transpacificus is the source of this 1538-nucleotide messenger RNA. It is a transcript of the gene mdh1b, whose product is annotated as malate dehydrogenase 1B, NAD (soluble). The record is from RefSeq and is a predicted model, not a curated record. NCBI's taxonomy places the organism in Eukaryota, Metazoa, Chordata, Actinopteri, Osmeriformes, Osmeridae. The transcript is spliced from 9 exons. Gene Ontology annotation, molecular function: L-malate dehydrogenase (NAD+) activity. Gene Ontology annotation, biological process: tricarboxylic acid cycle; malate metabolic process; oxaloacetate metabolic process. Bases 66 to 1472 code for a protein of 468 amino acids.
GUUUCCUGCCGGAUUCAAUUAAAGUAACACCGUUGGUAUCCUAGCAACUGACGCCUGCCAGAGAAAUGGCUAAAUUUGUGCUUGCUGGUAAGGCAGAUUGCCCAUAUUAUGCAAAGGCAGAGCUGCUUGCUGACUUACUCGAAAGAUCUUUGCCAAACUUCAGAAUCCACAAGAUCUCCAUUCACCCCCGUGAUUGGAAGGAUUGGCUUGAGACCACCUGCAAGACAAAUGCCUGGAAGCAUGAACAAUCCCCCAUAAUAUGGAGGGAACUGAUUGACAGAGGGGGAAAAGGAAUGCUCUUAGGGGGGUUCAGUGACUUCCUGGAACAUGUGCAGGGUUACUAUGGGAUUACCUCCGAUAUGUCAACAGAGCUGAUGUUGAAGGUUGCAGCUGAGAACCUGCGCACAAGGGAGCUGUGUGAGGAGGAGGAGAUGCAUGGCAGUCUCAUCGCGCCCCUUCACAUAUGGAUCAGCAGUGCUCUUAGCCAGACCUGCUACAUCCUCGUUCCCAUGCUGUUCACACCGGGGGUGUUCCCCGAGGCUCCUCCCAUCAGCCUCCACCUGCUGGAUGUAGGGGGAGACGAGGAGGAGAUGCAGGGGCUCCGGAUGGAGAUAGAGGACCUGGCCCUGCCCCAGCUUCACCAGGUCACAGGCCACACAGACCUGGACCAGGCCUUCCAACAGGCCCAUGUCAUCAUCCUCUUGGAUGACAGCUGGUCGGACGGAGAGGAGGAGGGGAGCACGGCGAGGAAGGUGGCGGACCGUUACCGAGGCUACGGACGGCUCAUCGAGCAGAGGGCGCACGAGAGUGUGGUGGCGAUCGUCGCCGGCGACUCCCUCGUCAACCUGAAGUGCUCCCUGUUGCUGGAGAACACGCCCUCCAUCGACAGCAGCCGGUUUGUCGCCAUGGCAACCCAGCUGGAGUACGAGGCCAGGGCUCAGGUUGCUAAGAAGCUGAACGUAAAGACAGCAGAUGUGUCUGAUGUAAUAGUGUGGGGAAACAUCAGUGGCAUUUCUCAAGUUGACCUGCAGAGGGCAAAAGUCUUCAAUUAUCAAGGGGCAAUCUGUGGACCAUCCCAUCUGCCCCAACCCGUCCUUGAGAUGAUAUAUGAGAGGAAAUGGCUGGAAUCUGAGUUUGAGAGUUUGGUCAAUUUGCAACGUGGCACUGUAGCCUCCAAGACCCAGAGGCCUACAGCCAUAUCAGCAACCAAUGGGAUUAUUGCAGUUCUGAAGGCCUUGAAUGGGAAAACUUCCCCAGAGGAAGUCCUCUCAUUAGGCAUACUCAGCACAGGCCAGUUCAACAUCCCGACUGGAAUAGUCUUCUCAAUGCCAGUGAGGUUUGGGAGUGGACAGUGGUCAGUGUUGUCUGAUGUGACCAUCGGGGACAAGCUGAGGGCGAGAAUGCAAAUUUCUGCGGACCAACUUAAGACGGAGAAGGACCUUGCAACAAGGACAAUUAAAACUAUGACAUGAUUCCAUGCGCAAGACAUUUAAGAAAUGUUAUGCAUUUGCCAAGUAAAAAUGCUUUUGGGUGUUGAA